This is a messenger RNA of Triplophysa dalaica, 2119 nucleotides long. It is a transcript of the gene mef2b, whose product is annotated as myocyte enhancer factor 2b. NCBI's taxonomy places the organism in Eukaryota, Metazoa, Chordata, Actinopteri, Cypriniformes, Nemacheilidae. Gene Ontology annotation, biological process: positive regulation of transcription by RNA polymerase II. Gene Ontology annotation, molecular function: DNA-binding transcription factor activity, RNA polymerase II-specific; protein dimerization activity; RNA polymerase II cis-regulatory region sequence-specific DNA binding. The transcript has 9 exons. The record is from RefSeq and is a predicted model, not a curated record. Bases 160 to 1401 code for a protein of 413 amino acids.
CCGUAAGACACGGAGACGCGCGUCUGUCAAAACGUCUCGAAGUUUGUUAGGUGAUGCUAACAAAUAAAUAAGCUCCUCUCAUCUAAAUUAUUAUUCUGGUGAGAUUGUUCUCAGUUCAAGAUCAGGUUCAGUAAAAAUCUGCUCCAAACCCACAAUAUUAUGGGCCGAAAGAAGAUUCAGAUUUCUCGGAUUCUUGACCAACGCAAUCGUCAGGUGACAUUUACCAAGCGCAAAUUCGGUCUGAUGAAGAAGGCGUACGAGCUGAGCGUGCUUUGCGACUGCGAGAUCGCUCUCAUCAUUUUCAACAGCACAAACCGCCUCUUUCAGUAUGCCAGUACCGACAUGGACAAAGUCCUGCUGAAGUACACGGAAUACAGUGAACCUCAUGAGAGCCGUACCAACACUGAUAUACUGGAGACUUUGAGAAGGAAAGGAUUGGGGCUGGAUAAUUCUGAGGUUGAUCAUGAAGAUAGCUUGUCAUUCGGAACAGACAAAUAUCAGCACCGCGACGGCAUGGAUCUAUCCAUCGCUCGCCAGCGCUAUCAUGGUCCUUCAGUUAUCUCUACGGAAGCUCAGAUGAUGGGUUCAAGUAUUGAGAACGGCUACACCAACUCAUCUAAUCCAAACCAUGGCAGGUCCUACAAACCUCUGUGCACCAGACCUGGCUCGGCCGGUUCUGUUGGCUCCAACUCUCAUGCAGCACUCGGGGGUCCACACUCAGGUCUGGGCUACUCGAUGUUCUCCCAUGGCAACCUGAGCAGAGCUUUGGAGAUGAAGUCUCCGCCCCCUCUGAGUAUGACCGGAGACGGACGGCGAAUCGACCCGCACGCCGGGCUGUGCCCAACUCGCAGCAAUCUGACCAAUGCUGUGAGAGAGUCCACCAAAAGAGCUUUGUAUCAGAGUAUGCACGCUGGGGGACACAUGAUGACGAUGGGCAAGACGGGCUUACUGGGUCACAGUCUGGCGAACUACGGGGCUUCAGACUACAGUCACCCAAGUUACGCUGUGGGCUAUCAACGCAAUUCUAUGAAUACAUGGCAACCAUUGCCUCAUCAGGACGGCCACCAAUCCAUGAUCAGCCCAGGGAUGGGCUCUGGAGGAAGCUUCCCAUCCCAGAGCUCCUCCCCCGGCUCCCCGCCCCACCACUCCCUAAACCUGAACAUCAAAUCCGAGCGCACCUCUCCUGACCACACGCUUUCAGCCACGCCCCCCGCCCGUCACAUGGUGCAACACUCUCCAAUGGAAGAACCCAAAGUGUUAUGCCACUCUCCGAAAGAAUAUACUGCUUUGGAGAGAGAGGAGAUACAGAAGGGAGGUUUCUCCAGUCAGCACAGAGACCCUGAAGGGAAAGGCGAUCCGUCUCUGAAGCAACGUGACAUCAGUAAUGGAUGGAUUAGAUAGUAAUCCGUGUCUCUUAUGGCAGAUAAAAUGUUGAUAAAAGAAUUAUAGAGAAUCAGCAUUAUCCAGCAAAUGCCUCAUUUUGGAAAGAUGUGUUUGGUUUUUACAUGUUAAACAGACAGAAUCUUGAGCUCGGGGCUCUUUUUUAAUUUGUUUGCAGCUUUCUUCACGUUUAAAAGAAACAUGCAUCACAUUUGCUUUAUUAUAAUCAGAUAUUUAACAGGUGAUGCCUCACAUAUUUUUAAUGUUGCUGAAUGCAAAUUACACAAUAGUCACUAAAACAGAAUAAAUGUGAUCAGUUUUAUAGUCUUUAUUCAGGCUCCCUUUCUUACUUUAAACCUGUGUUUUUAUGUACAGUACUUUAUGUAACAGUAUCUUAAAUAGGUGAGGCUCUAGUUUGGCUUUUCAAUGCCUGUUUUCUGUUACUUUACUGUCAAGAUCAAAUUAUUUUGUUGUAUAAUAUGCGUUGAGUUGUUUCCACCUGCCAUUUGCUUUGUUACUUUAGCUUUUUUAAGAGUUUUGUGUGAAUAAUGCGUAACUUCUUGCUGUUCAUGUCGUGUCCCCUAACCAUUGUUCAAGUAUUCUCAGUUGAAGUGUGUUGCAGUGGCCGCAAGAGGGCAGCAUGUGACUCAAAACACACCAGGCGCCUAUGAAAACUUGCUUCCUUAUGUCACGAUACUUGUAACCUUUACAAAAAAAUAAAGAACAGCAUUUGUACUUG